AAGUCAUUGAGUUUGGUAAGCCAUUGACGCUGAUCGUCGGUCCUAAUGGUACAGGUAAAACAGUGAGUCUCUUCUGGGUAUUAUUGACAUAGGAAGUUGCUUGUUUCAUGCUAACAGAUCACAUCGUGAAGACCAUCAUCGAAUGCUUGCGGUACGCCACUACAGGUGCGUUCCCUCCGAAUAGUAAAGGUGGAGCCUUUGUACAUGAUCCUGGGAUGUAUGGUGAGAAGGAAGUGAAAGCAGAGGUGAAGUUGGCCUUCCAAAGCGUCUCGGGGAACUCAAUGGUGUGUACAAGAGCUAUGCAGGUGAUUGCUAAAAAGACAGGGCUUACGUUCAAAUCGUUGGAAGGUCAACUUUUACAAUUGAACAGGGGUGAGAGAACCACGAUUAGUACCAAGUGUGCUGAGCUGGAAGCUCUGGUUCCAGCGAAUCUGGGAACACCACGUCCAAUUCUUGACUAUGUCAUUUUCUGUCACCAAGAGGACAGUCUAUGGCCCUUGUCAGAGCCAGCUAACUUAAAGAAGAAGUUUGAUGAGAUAUUUGAGGCACUCAAGUUCACCAAAGCACUUGACAAUUUGAAGAGUAUAAAGAAAGAUAUGAUUGUUGAUAUCAAGUUGCUCGAUCAAUCUGUUAAGCACUUGAAACAGGAUAAGGAAAGAGCAGACAGAACAGUAUCUCGUUUGGAAAAGAAGAAAUCCACUGUUGAUAUCUAUGAGAACGAAACCUCAAAGCUGGAAUCUGAUAUAGCAGAGGUCCAACGAGAAUCUGAUGUGCUAUUCAAGUCCAAUCAGGAGUUUCAAGAAACCAUUUCGAAGCUGGACAGCUUGCGACAUGAUCAACGUUCUAUAGAAGCACAAUUAGAACGUCUCCAUGGGUCAUGCGAACUUCUUCCAGACUCGAAUGAUGAUAUCAAAUAUAAGCUGGCAAACUUCCAGAGGAUGCUGGAUAAGUCAUCGAAAGAGUUGGAUGUGCAUAAACACCAAAGUAAGUCGAUUCAAAAGGAGUUGACUGUGCUCAGACAACAACAAAACAGCUUCAUUGGAAGUGAAGGUGAGCUCAGGGCCAAAGAAACCAAAUUGAAAGAAGAUAUGGAUCUGCGUAGGGGACUCGUGUCAGAAAUCUUUGGCCCACAAGCCGAGGAGCUCUCAGAAUCAAGAUUCGCAGAGUGGCAGCGUACGUUACAACUUUCUCUUGAGGAGAAGAAGAAGGCUCUUGAAGAAUAUGAAAAGACCUCAUCUGAUGAGUUAGCUGUUGUUGAAUCACGCUUGGCAAAGAUCAAAGGUUCACAGGUCAAAGAAGCUGAGCAUAAACAAUACUCUGUCACGGAUCGUAACAACUUACAGAUGGAGAUAAAGUCAAUACAAUCCACGAUCAAUGAACUUAACUCCAAUGAGGGUGACUUAGAAUAUGAAAAGUCUUCUUUAGAAGAUCUCAUUGUGAAAUUGAAGACUUUCACGGACAAUAAGUAUCUAGAAAAGGCCGUCCAAAACAUCAAAUUGAAGAAUCAAGAAAUCAACACCAUGGAGGCAGACAUUGAAGAGAUAUCUCGUAAUAUAUCCAAUGCACAUAAACAAUCUGAUUCACAUGCAAAAAUCUCUAUAAUAACGGAUGGUCUCAAGUUCAAACAAAAGGCCCUUGAGAAGCUUCUUGAUGCAAAUAAAGAGCCCUUCGCUGCUCAUAAUAUUGACAUUUCAUCACCACAAGAGUCGUUCAACCGGAAGAUGCAAAAGUUGAAAAUGUCUCAUAUUGAAGAAGAUCGAAAUUUGAAAGCACUUCAUGAAGAAGUUCACAACUUGAAGAACAUGAUAAAAUACAAAAAUGAUAGUCUGAAUGAUAUCGAAGGGCUGAUUGCCUCCUCUGAAGCACAUUUCAAAGCAGAACUUGAUGAUGGUGAAGCUGUCGCCAAAUAUGAUGAAGUAGUGAUGAAUGCGGAAGCUGACUAUAAACUGACACUGGAGAAUCUGAAAAUGGGAACAACAACUUUGGAAUUCAACAAAAAAGCCCUUGAAGUUGCGGAAAGCUCAAGCUGUUGUUAUCUCUGCUCGAGAAAGUUCAAGGACAAUAGUCUUCUUGGUGAAUUCAUAGAGGAUCUGAAACGUAAAACCCGUGAUGAAUUUGAAGCAAAGCUGAGAGAACAAUUCGAGGAUGCAAAGCAGUACUUGGAAGCCGUCAGAAGUGUUGCAACGGAUGUCGAGAAGAUAAAUACAGGCAAGAAAUCCUUGGCUGAGAUAAAGGCUCAGCUUGAUAGCGCAAAUGAGAAAUUACAUCAUCUUGAAGACUCGUAUAAUCAGCAAAAGAUCACCACUGAUCAACUUGGAGCUAGUAUUUCAAGCAUGGAAGCGUUGAGAAACCCAGUGAACGAGAUCACCAGGUUGAAAAGUGACAUUGAGACUGCAGAACAAGAGCUUGAUAUGAAAGUAAAAGCACUUGGGAACUAUGGUACUCCACUCCAAAGCUUAGAUGACCUACAAAAGUCACACCAUGAACUCACCUCAAAAAUCAGAUCGCUUAGAAGAGAAGUCGCCUUCAUGCAAGAAGAAAAGGAAAGUAAGCAAAGGGAGUUUUCAGUUUUAGAAGGAACCAUCAAGGAUAAAAGACUAGUCAUCAGCAAUCUUGAAAGAUCCCUUGUUGAAAGAAAAAAUCUAGUUAGAUCUGUUCAAGACCUCGAGAAGAAGAUGGACUAUCUCUCCCAAUCAAUUGUGAAAUCUGAUAACCUAUUGAUUCAACUAAAAGAAGAAGCUUCCAUCGUACAAGAUGAACUUGAUUCUCUUCGUUCCAAACACAGAGAGGUUAUCAAUGAGUUGAAUCUUGAAUAUGAAAAAUCACUAGGGUACUACAACAAGCUGGAGCAUCUCAAUAAGAGUGCAUAUGAAUAUAUCAAUCACGUUCAAGUGGAAUUGGAGGCUAUUCGUGAGUCUGUGAGGGAGGUUGAGACCAACAUCGCUGACAAAGAGUUACAAUUGGGUAACUUGACCCAGCUGAUUAGUAACGAAGAGCUGAGACUUGCCGAUACAAAUAGCGAAGAAAGAAAUCUCCGCGAGAACCUCGAGAUUCGUCAGCUUGAGGAGAAGUUGGUUGAUAUCUCUGGUGAGAUAAGGGAACUCGAACUCCAAAAUGCUGAAGCAGAAAGGGAGAAGUAUCAGCAACGUUCCAAUAAGCUGAGACAGAGGUAUACAGAUUUAACGGCGGAGCUGGCUGGUAAGAAGGGUGAAAUCAGACAAAUCAAUGAUCAGAUUGAACAGUUACAGCGUGAAUUGAAUACCGAAUUCAAGGAUGUUGAAAAGAAUUACAGGCAAGAGUGGACUAAACUUCAAACAAGAACGGUUGUCUCUGCUGAUCUAGAUACUUAUGCUAAGGCACUGGAUAGUGCUAUAAUGAGUUUCCAUUCUUUGAAGAUGAAAGAAAUUAAUAGAAUCAUUGAUGAACUCUGGAAGUCCACCUAUAGUGGAACCGAUGUGGACACCAUUAAGAUCAAAAGUGAUCCUAGUACGGGUAAAGCUAACAGAUCCUACAAUUACCGUGUUGUGAUGUAUAAACAGGACGCAGAACUUGAUAUGAGAGGGCGCUGUUCAGCAGGGCAGAAGGUUUUAGCAUGCAUUAUAAUCAGACUGGCUUUAAGUGAAUGCUUUGGAACAAACUGUGGUGUCAUUGCACUUGAUGAACCUACCACCAAUUUGGAUUCUGAUAAUAUAGAGUCACUUGCCCACUCCCUCGGACGUAUCAUCGAGAUGAGAAGAAGCCAGAAGAACUUCCAAUUGAUUGUCAUUACACACGAUGAAAAGUUUCUCCAUAGUAUGGGUGCUGGGAAAUAUGCCGAUCAUUUCUUCCAGUUGAAAAGAGACGAAAGUCAAAAUUCUCGUAUUGAACUAGUGGACAUUAGCAAAGUUUCAGUUUGAAGCACAUGCCAAUUGAACCAUCUGUCUAUAUCUUAUCUGCUGUUUUGCUAUAUCCAUAGUUAUCUCAUACUUUGUAUCAAGUAAUGAACGUAGCCUGAUGUCUGCUGUGUUACUUGUAUACCUUUUCGCUUCAUCAGGAGAUAACCGUCUAAUCACCUCUAAGAGAUCUAGUCCACUCGCACCUGAAUAGGCCAAGUAAGCAGCACCUCUUGUUCCUGAUAGAUGUGGAUCAAUCGAAUCAUUAACGUCGAUUGGAAGACCUGUUAUGAAUGCAAGCAGCUCUAUAAGUCUCUUAUUCUUGGCUUGACUCCCGCAG
Molecule: messenger RNA, 4212 nt
Organism: Williopsis jadinii
Lineage: Eukaryota; Fungi; Ascomycota; Saccharomycetes; Phaffomycetales; Wickerhamomycetaceae
Gene: RAD50
Product: MRX complex DNA-binding subunit
Exons: 1
Coding region: 108-3896 (1262 amino acids)
Biological process (GO): telomere maintenance via recombination; telomere maintenance via telomerase; double-strand break repair
Cellular component (GO): Mre11 complex; condensed nuclear chromosome; nucleus
Molecular function (GO): ATP hydrolysis activity; single-stranded telomeric DNA binding; G-quadruplex DNA binding
Source: RefSeq, a predicted model, not a curated record